UAAACUAGGUAGUUAAUACUUUAGCACAUUGCUUGUAUUAUAUAUAUAAUUGUAUUUUUCUCUGUAAAAGCAAGUGGCUCCAUCUAGAGGCCUAAAUAUAAAUAAGCUGUGCAGUAAUUCUUUGUUUUUGAAGUUGUGCAAUGGGACAAAGCGACAAUAUUAAUAUCUCACAUUUAUAUCCGUGUAUAUUUUCUAUUUAUCUUAUUCCCCCCGCCCCCCUUUAUAGUUUAUUUAUGUUGUUAUUCAGUCCAGCAUGCGCGUGCACAACUAAACACAAGUAACCUGGACGCGUUACCAUAACAACAGUAAUAAACCAGAAAAUCCGUCACCAUUGGCGACCCCAGUGUCUGUCAUAUCUUUGUUUGUUUUUCCCAAAGAUAUGACAUCUUCGCAGAAUAACCAGAAAGACAUCAAGCCGAUCAUUAUAGACACCAAACAGAAGAGUAGGGCAUCUAAGGACAUGGAUGAUGUCCACCAGGCGCUGAGGGGACUGUCGCAGGAGGAGCAGACUGAGUUACGGAUGCUGCGCUCUAGAAUAGAGGAACAGUCUGGCUUGAUCAGCAUGCUGAAGCAGCGAGCUGAUGAGAUGCUGCUUCGCUCUCAGACUCUAGAACGGUUCAACACCAAGCUGCAGAACCUGCAAGUCAACAUGCAGACAGAACUGCAGAAUGAACGGGAGAAAUCAGAGCAGCAGGAGCAGAGGUUCAAGGACCUUGCUGCCAAUCACAGAGAGCUGAUCAACUUCAAAGAUGAAUAUAAGCAGAAGAAUGUUGAGCUGAUGAAGGAGAACAAGAGAUUGCGAGAGGAGAAUGAAAAGUUGUUUAGCAAAGAGCUGCAAGAGAAAGAGGAGAUCAUUCACAACCUCAGCCAGGAGAUGCAUGACCUCAAUGAAAAACACAGACAAUCAGAAAAAGAAUACCAUGAUAAAGCAACAAUUUCCCAGAUGAAAUUUAAGGAAUUGAUGGAUCUCCAUCAGAGUAAGGAGAUGUCUUUGCAAGAUAAACUUCACAACAUUCAGAAAGAGCUAAAGAAUACACUGGACAUGCAUGCAGAAGUUGCUUUAAAACUUAAAGAAAGCCAGGAACGAGAAACAAUGAAAGAAACAUUGGCAGAAGAGCGAAUAAAGGCACUUACAAAGGAGAAGGAAAAACUACUGGAACUGUCCAUGCAAAGAGGGAAAAUUAUACAGGAUAAACAAGAGGAAAUUCAUGAGUUAGAAAAGAAUAAGGAAAUAGCAGAAAGUGCUAAACAGGAAGCAGAGGACAGGUUUGAAAGAGAAGCUGCAGCAGUGAAUGCAGAGCUGAGAGUAAAGCAGCUUCAGCAUGUUCUACACAAAGCAGAGCAGGCAUACACAGAUCUCAAAAAGGAGUUUGAGGCAUAUAAGAAGUACAGCAGUGACCUGCUGGCACAGGAAAAGGAGUUAAAUGCCAAACUUCGCCACAUGAUCAACUGAGUUCUCUCUCCAUCUUUGUAAAAGCAGUGUUACAAUAACGAGUCCCAAGGAUAGAUAAAUAACCCUUAACCUCCACUAGAGGGCAAGCACACUGCUUGUCCAAUAGUUACGUGUUUAGAUAACAGCUUUGAUAACAGCCGUGUAUAUAGAUACCAAAUAAUAAAUUAAUGCUACCAAAUAAUAAGCCUAAUGUAUAAGCCUUAAUAUGAAAAGUUAGAAAAGGUUGAGUUCAGUUGAUCAUAUACAUGGAGAUUAAGUAGAAUGAAUUAAUACUGUUUUAUUUUUUCUGGACAAAAACUGUAAAUAAAAUGAACUCAUUACUGACUGCUCAAGUUCAGGGUGGAUCUGGAACCAGUCCCUGAAUCACUGGGAACAAGGCAGGAAUUCGCACACACACACACACACACACACACACACACACACACACACACACACACACACACACACACACACA
This is a messenger RNA of Tachysurus fulvidraco (yellow catfish), 1907 nucleotides long. RefSeq names its product coiled-coil domain-containing protein 89. The transcript is spliced from 7 exons. The record is from RefSeq and is a predicted model, not a curated record. Lineage: Eukaryota; Metazoa; Chordata; Actinopteri; Siluriformes; Bagridae. The coding region runs from base 380 to 1453 and encodes 357 amino acids.